AUGGAUGUUCGUGAGCGUUUGAAGAUGCUCCUCGAAGGAGAUGAGAGUCUCAAAGACUUGGAUACCCACUUGAACCAGGCUCGAGCCGUCCAACCUGCCCUAGAUGCGGACAGAGCUGACCCUGCCGAGUCCAACAAAGCUAAGCAAGGCGUAAGUGGAUAUGCUCUCCCAGUUGAUUUUGACCCGGGUAGUAUGGAGUACCCCCAAAGUGGCCAAUUUCCUUUGUCGUACAUUCGUACCCAUGUGGUGGGACAACUAGCUGAGUCAGAAGACAAGCGUUUGACCGAGAUCAAGCAGAAUGAUCGCCCCCUCGGUCGUACCCCAAAGAUGCGCCUUGAUCUCUCAGGCUUGCUCAAAGAUGAGCAUGGCGGCGGUGCGUCUGACAGGGAUUCCGACGAGGAGGUCACUCCGAUCCCAGUUUCCAAGUCGUUCACGUCGGCCGUCACAAUGGCUCGUUUCCCUUUCAAAUACCUCCAAGGAGCAAAUGUCAAGAGAGUUAAUGAGCGGUUCUAUGAGGGCGAUAAGUUCUGGAAUCGCACCUGGGAUCUGUAUUAUCUGCCUGUCCCAAAGGUUGUUUUGCAAACCCCAUUUCUUUUGAUUCGCACUUCCCAAGCUCAAGCACUGCUCGAUGAAAUCAACUCGGCUCUGAACCUCAAUUUAACUCUCACGGGUGUUAGCAAAGAAGGCCUCGUGAUUGAAAUCGACAAUGAAAAGCUGCCGCAGCCCGUGUACCUUGGACGAUGCAGCAACCGCGAUCGGAAAGCGAAAUUGGAGAGCAAGGUUCCCUCGCCUCUGGAGAACUGGGGACCCUGGACCCAGCUCGUUGAACCCCAUGUUUUCGAGAACUAUGAGAAGAAGAUCAAGCAGUCUGUCGCCACCAUCAAGAUCAAGAAUAGCAUCCACAAGCAAGCGGCCCGAGAUGCCCGAAUGAAGAAGUGGCAGGAGUGCCUAGGCCAUAUGCAAGCCUACUUUGGGCUGCGUCCUGCGUUGCAGUCGAAUGUUCCGCAGCCGUCGUUUGCCAAUGGUCAGAUUGAAGCGAUUGAUGUUCUGAAACCCGUCAAAUGGGCCUUUCAAGAUGCUCCUAUUUUCAUCAGCAUUGAUCUGGAGUGGAUGGACUGUUACGGAUCUCUGGGCUCUCUGACCGAGGUCGGAAUUUCCACUCUGGAUGUGUUGGAUUUGGUCGGUGUGGUCCCUGGCGAUUAUGGAGAGAUAUGGGUGAAACGAAUUCGAUCCCGCCACCUGCGUGUAAAGGAGCAUCGAAACUGGGUCAACAAAACGUACACUCCCGGAUGUCCUGAUCGCUUCCGAUUUGGCAAGAGUGAGAUGAUUCCCUACGCCGAACUCCCGAACGUUGUGGACGCUGCAUUCCAACCCCCCUACAUGGUUCCCUCGGAGGAAGAAAAGAUCGCCCCGUACAAGAACCAGAAGCGCACUGUGAUCUUGGUCGGUCUCGACCUCCAUGGUGAUGUCGCCCAUCUCCAGAGAGCGGGGAGCCAAAUUUUUGUCAAUCUGAACGAAACCACUUCGGUCAUUCGUGAGACUGUUGACGUGGCGGAGCUGUACCGUGUUAGUGCCGGGGAGAACCAGAACCGGGGUCUUCGGGCACUGCUGGGACAGCUGAAUAUUUUGAGUCCCGACCUGCACAAUGCUGGAAAUGAUGCAUACUACGCCUUGCACGCUCUUGUGCGAUUGAUGCUGAGAGUAGCUGGGGAGAAGGUGUGGGGAUAUGAAAACGCCAAAGUCGGUAACGAGGAGCCCAACGUUAAGCGCAAUGAUGAGUGCAAGAAGGAGCCUCCGUUCACGGCCAAUCCCAAGGAUCAACGCAAGGAUCUGCGCGACAGACCCACAUUUGAAUCCAUGGCCGCAAUGUACGAAGAAGCCGAUGACAACACUGACGAAGUCCCGGUUUGGAGUCACUAA
Messenger RNA from Penicillium digitatum Pd1, 1920 nucleotides. Its product is annotated as QDE-2-interacting protein. NCBI's taxonomy places the organism in Eukaryota, Fungi, Ascomycota, Eurotiomycetes, Eurotiales, Aspergillaceae. The record is from RefSeq and is a predicted model, not a curated record. Gene Ontology annotation, cellular component: nucleus.